This is a messenger RNA of Spinacia oleracea (spinach), 1665 nucleotides long. Its product is annotated as proline-rich receptor-like protein kinase PERK10. Lineage: Eukaryota; Viridiplantae; Streptophyta; Magnoliopsida; Caryophyllales; Amaranthaceae. The coding region runs from base 1 to 1665 and encodes 554 amino acids. The record is from RefSeq and is a predicted model, not a curated record. The transcript has 6 exons.
AUGGAUACUAUGAAUGAGGAGGCAAGGAUAACACCUCCCCCACCCCGACCCGAAUCUCUAAGUGAACGAUGCCAACAGGUUACAUCCUCCCCACCCCCACAACACAAGGUUACACCUCCCCUCCCUUCACCAAAGGUUCCCCCACCUCAACCAAAGGUUACUUCUCCACUUCGUCCCCCAUCCUUACCCAAAGUAACUUCUCCACUACCUCCCCCAUCCCCACCAAAGGUAACUUCUCCCCUUCCUCCCCCAUCCCCACCAAAGGUAAUUUCUCCCCUUCCUCCCCCAUCCCCACCAAAGGUAACUUCUCCCCUUCCUCCCACAUCCCUACCAAAGGUUACUUCUCCCCUUCCUCCCCCGUCCCCACCAAAGGUAACUUUUCCCCUUCCUCCCCCGUCCCCACCAAAGGUAACAACUCCCCUUCCUCCCCCAUCCCCACCAAAGGUUACUUCUCCCCUUCCUCCCACAUCCCCACCAAAGGUUACUUCUCCCCUUCCUCCCCCGUCCCCACCAAAGGUAACAGCUCCCCUUCCUCCCCCAUCCCCACCAAAGGUUACUUCUCCACUCCCUCACCCAUCCCCACCAAAAGUAACUUCUCCACUCCCUCACCCAUCCCCACCACAGUUUACACUUCCUCGAAGUCCCCAACUUUGUGUUGAUCCUAUUGGAGGUGCAAACAUGGAAGCGGUGGUUAGUGAAUUAAUGGCAUCACCACUACCCGGGAGUUUGGAUAGGGAGAGAGGCAAAGAUAUUGUUUGCGGUUUGUCAGUCGUUUCCCCAGGAGAUGAUAUUGAGUGUGACAACAAGAUGGAUGGGCUCCUUGCUUCAAGCGCCCUACUUUUUCAGAGGUCUCGUCCGCGUCGUGGGAGGAAAAAGAGGGUUGCCCUAGCUGAUAGAGGUCGUGGGUGGUUUACAAGUGAAAUAAAAAAAUUCAGCUAUAACCUUGUUGAGUUUGUCAACCACAAUGGUGGUUUACUUUCGGGUCGCGGUAAUUUGAAAGGAUUGAGCCUGAAUGUGAUGAUUAAAUGUGGAGAUGGGAGCAAUUGUAACAUGCACCAGUGCAAAGCAGUGGCACAGCUGAAUGGUUGUGUUCAUAAGCAGUAUGUGGACACGGUUGCAAAACUCUACAAUUCCAUGUGGGCUGGCAAAUAUUUAGGGAGGAGUAUGCGGUACAUGUUGACCUCCGUGUUUUCGGAAAAGGUAAUGAAAUUUGCUGCAGACUGCCGUGAUGGUGUGCAUAAUUCCGCGGUAGAUCGGAGUAGAUUAGCAAAUUGGAUGUCAAAGGAGAGGGAAAAAAUGAAGGUAGCAUCCCAUUUAGGAGAAGAAGAUCAGCACACCGAAACCGGUACAGUUUUUUCCAGAAUAUCGGAGCUUAUUGGGGUUGACAAGCUCCUUUUCGGUGGUGAAGAUGGAGAUGGUUGGGGCGAGCUGCUUUCGUGGGAAAGGCGUCGAAUGGAUAUAGACAUCCAGAAAGACACCCAUAGUUGUGGUGUCCGGAUGCUGCUAGCUAUUAAGGACUUCGCUAAAGGAUACGAGUCGCUCCGCAUAACAGACUUGGAAGAAGCGCGACGGUUGUUGUUGACCCAGGAUAUUCUUUCCCCGUUCAAUCUGGAGCGGGAUCGUAUAAAAGAGCUGGUGAACGGUGCCAACAGGAAAAAACUUUAA